Molecule: messenger RNA, 351 nt
Organism: Effrenium voratum
Lineage: Eukaryota; Dinophyceae; Suessiales; Symbiodiniaceae
Source: the annotation of a GenBank genome assembly
AUGGCGGAGGAGGACCUUUGCAGGAGCUUCGUGAUCAGUGCUUGCGCGCUGGAAAGAGAGGCCAGGGAAGCAGAUCAAAAGAACGAUGCCAGGGCUGCAAUCGCAAAGUAUGAGGGAAGCCAGGCGCUGCUGCAGCAGGCGAUCGACUCGCUGCCGCACGCAGAUCGGCCACGCUGGGUGCAGCGCCGGCAGGAGAUCUUGACCCGGAUUCAGCAUCUCAAGUCUGGUGCGCCGACAGCGCUGGUGGAGAGGGUGCCCAGUCCGACACUCCUGGAGUCCGAGUUCCGGAAGGCCACAGCGGCAGGCCCGAGUCCAGGCACGCCUCAGGAGCUUCAGGCACGGAGGCGCUGA